Molecule: messenger RNA, 650 nt
Organism: Cylicostephanus goldi
Lineage: Eukaryota; Metazoa; Nematoda; Chromadorea; Rhabditida; Strongylidae
Source: the annotation of a GenBank genome assembly
AUGAGUUCCGCAGAGGGUGAAACCGCUGUUGUUGCUCCUCAAGACGUGGAGCUGCCAGCAGUUGAAGAUAGUGACAAGAAAGCUGAAAUGAUUGAUGAGAAGAAGGAGUCCAAGGAUGAUGAGGUAGAGGAAAAAGAGAAAAAGAAGGACAAGAAGAAGCGAGAUUCGAGAUCGCGUUCGAGAAGUCGUUCUCGUUCAAGUUCACGCUCUAGAAGCCGAAGUGGAAGCAGAUCAAGAAGCAGGAGCCGUGGAAGAGAGCGUCGACGUUCUCGUCGCUCUAGGUCUCGUUCUCGCACGUAUUCCCCAAUUCCAUCAAGCAGUCGUCGCGUUAUCAAUGGAAGAAUCCACGUGUCCGAUUUGACAGCAUCGAUUUCCAAGCGAGACCUUGAGAAGGCUUUCGAGAAGUUUGGCAAAGUUGUGGAUAUCUGGCUUGCUUCAUAUCAUCCAUUUUACGCAUUCAUCACCUACAAGAGAGACGAAGAUGCAGAAGAAGCCAUUAGGAAGAUGAACGACUCGUAUAUCCGUCGUCAACGUAUCCGCGUUGCUCACGCAUUGCCUCGUCGCGAGCGCUUCGGUUUCCGCAACAACUUCGGAAACAGCUAUGGAGGCGGUGGUGGCGGUUAUGGCGGGUCUUACUCAAGACGGUGAGU